UUGUUAUUCAGGCGCGUAAGGUGCAUGAGGGAGAGAUAUCAAUGUUCAAACUUUCCUUCUUCUUGAAAGUGAAACAGUCUGUUUUCUAAAGAAAAUGGGCUCUGUUGUAUGUACAGCUGCAACGUGUGCAUGUUGCUGCUGCCCAACAGUUGCUAGCUGUUGUUGAGCAUGUUGUCCAUCAUGUCGCAGUUCCACAUCUACUAGGAUUGUGUACACACUGUUUCUUCUCGUUGGCACAAUAUUGUCCUGUGUGAUGUUAUCCUCAGGAAUACAAGGUACAAUGGUAGAGAAGGUUCCAUUCUUUAAUGAAGCCUGUGAGGCAGCAACUCUUGGAAAAAACUGUAAUCUGUUGGUCGGUUACUUGGCAGUUUACAGGAUUUGUUUUGGAAUGGCAGCCUUCUUCUUUCUUUUCAUGAUUCUUAACAUUGGGGUUAGGUCCAGUAAGGACUGUCGAGGUGGACUCAACAACGGGUUCUGGUGCCUCAAGUUUCUUCUUCUGGUAGCUUUGUGGGUGGCUGCUUUUUUCAUUCCCCGAGGAAGCUUUGGAGUUGCAUGGAUGUAUAUUGGGUUCAUUGGUGCCUUUCUAUUUAUCCUUAUUCAACUGAUUCUGAUGAUUGACUUUGCACACACAUGGAAUGAGAUUUGGACAUCAAAUGCUGAGGAGAGUGAUAAUAAGUGCUGGUUUGGUGGGCUGUUUUUCGUCAUGUUCCUGUUUUAUGCUUUUGCACUGACUGGGUUUAUGCUCUCGUAUGUCUUUUUCACGCAGUCAAGUGGUUGCCAUCUAAACAAGUUCCUUAUCAGCUUUAACUUCAUCAUGUGUUUUAUCAUCUCAGUGAUAUCUAUUCUACCCAAGAUCCAAGAAGUGCAACCCAAGUCUGGUCUCCUUCAAGCCUCCGUCAUUUCUUUGUAUGCCAGCUAUCUCACCUUGUCAGCUCUUGCCAAUGGACCAACAGAUAAAGUUCAAUCUCAGGGAGGAAACAGCACCAGUCAAGAAAUUUGUGGGAGCUCAAUUGGGACAAUUGAAAACUCAGAGACACUGGCUUUAGUUGUUGGGCUUGCUAUCAUGUUUGUGCUUGUCAUUUACUCAAGUCUGCGAAUGGUAGGGAGUGCUGAUAAACUGGGACCAUCAGGAGGAGCUAGUUCCAACAAAGCUGACGAAGAGAAAAGAGGGCAGGAAAUAAUAAACGACGAAGAAGAAGAAGUGGCUUACAGCUACUCUUUUUUUCACUUUAUUUACUUCCUGGCCUCGCUGUAUAUUAUGAUGAUGCUCACAAAUUGGUACAGCCCCCAAGAAAGCGAUGUGGAGAUUGUUCAGAAGACCUCUGCUUCAGUAUGGGGCAAGAUUAUAUCUUGUUGGCUUGGCUUUGCUCUGUACCUGUGGACACUCUUAGCCCCCAUCUGCUUCCCAAACAGGGACUUUAGUCGUACCCUUGCAGUAUGACAGUACCACAAUAGAACGUUUUGUACUCAGUGGUUACUAUAGAACAAUUUUUAAUUAACUGACGAACGUUAAAGUAGGACUGCAUUACUUUCGCUUGGGUUUACUCACCUACCCUGUCAGAUGCAAAGCUUAAGGCACUUGCUAUUUGGUUACGCGCGGCGUUUUCCCCACGCUUUACGCAAGUUUCAUGUAUAUAAUUUGCCCUGUGCUUUCAUUGGCUUCUUUUGACAUAUCCCUUUACUCUGAUUGGCCCACGUGAUAUUCGAGAUAACUUUGACUGGUUUUGUUUUAACGACACCAGUUGAAGUUCUCUCCAAGCAAUAAAGUAAUAGAGAGAUUUAGCACUGCGUUUACGUGAAACGGCAAACGUCAGCUUGCCCUUUCACGUUUCACGUAAAAUGGCGUCAUCCUUACUUGCUUUAGCUUUGCGUGAGCACGCUUCAUGGGGGAUUUGAAGUUUCCCUUCUAUGACUUAUAAGGAAUGGUUUUAUGCUAUUUUUUGGCAAUUAACUUCUGCUCUGUGUGAGAAAAAGUGAAGAAAAUCUUACCUACACGGGAAGUGCAAAAUAAGUUACUUUCACGGCGUAGAAACGGAAAAGCACAGAAAUGGCGGGAAAAACAAGGUCACGUAGUCACUCAUGCGGUACAAGUUUCACGCAAACGUGGUGCUAAAUCUCUCUAAUGUUUAGAUUGUGUGUAACGAGUAACGCGAGCUAAGCUGAUUAGCCAAAAUUUUUAUUUUGUUUGUGUGUCACAAAAA
Molecule: messenger RNA, 2201 nt
Organism: Stylophora pistillata
Lineage: Eukaryota; Metazoa; Cnidaria; Anthozoa; Scleractinia; Pocilloporidae
Product: putative serine incorporator
Cellular component (GO): membrane
Source: RefSeq, a predicted model, not a curated record